Molecule: messenger RNA, 1005 nt
Organism: Dioscorea cayenensis subsp. rotundata (Guinea yam)
Lineage: Eukaryota; Viridiplantae; Streptophyta; Magnoliopsida; Dioscoreales; Dioscoreaceae
Product: rust resistance kinase Lr10-like
Biological process (GO): protein phosphorylation
Molecular function (GO): protein kinase activity; ATP binding
Source: RefSeq, a predicted model, not a curated record
UCUGCCAAGGAUGGAGAUGCAAGAAGGACCACCCAAAAUUCAAAUGCAUCAGUGGAGAGGUUUCUUAAUAGGAUUGCUAAGGAGAAACCAAUCAGAUUCACACUCCAAGAGCUCGCAGACUUCACCCUCAACUACACAACACGAUUGGGAUCUGGUGGGUUUGGGACGGUCUUCAAGGGACAGCUUCCAUAUGGAGACCUAGUAGCAGUGAAGGUUCUGAAUACCGGAGGUUCAGAGGACAUGGAGCAGCAUUUCAAGGCAGAGAUUGCCACCACUGGAAGAACAUUUCAUGCAAACCUUGUUAGACUCUAUGGCUUCUGCUGUGAUUCAACUGUCAGAGCCCUGGUCUAUGAGUACAUGGACAUGGGAUCUCUAGACACAUAUCUGUUUGACAAGAGCCACACCAUUGCAUGGGACAAGUUGCAUGAGAUUGCAAUAACAACAGCUAAAGCACUCUCUUACUUGCAUGAUGAAUGCGAGCAAAGGAUCAUACACUAUGACAUCAAACCAGCAAACAUCCUCCUAGACCACAACUUCAUCCCUAAAGUAUGAGCUGACUAUGGAUUGGCGAAACUUUGCAACAGAGAGAACACUCAUGUGAGCAUGACGGUAGGGCGGGGAACUCCGGGCUAUGCUGCGCCGGAGAUGUGGAUGAUGGGACAAGUGACAUACAAAUGUGAUGUUUAUAGCUUUGGGAUACUCCUGUUUGAGAUUGCAGGGAGGAGGAGAAGCUUUGAUGCAAGCUUGGAGGAAGAUGAGCGUUGGUUUUCAAAGUGGGUGUGGGAGAGGUACAAGAACGGAGAAAUGGAAAAGGUGAUGGAGAAGAUUGGAGUUGAUAACGAACACAAGGGUGAAACAGAGAGGAUGCUAAUGGUGGCCUUGAAGUGCGUGCAGUACCAGCCAGAAAGAAGGCCUCCCAUGGACAAGGUUUUUGGAGGAAAAAAGAGAAAUGAUGGAACAAGUGGAGACGGGACCACGCUCACUGGGCGCUGGAAUCACCCCUGA